AUUUCAGAUCCAAUCUAUAAAUACUGCGUAAACAUACUGUAUAUCGAUUCUUCUUCAUUGUUUACUUAAUUACAAUUGCCUAAUUUCCUCAUUGGAUUUUAUCUGCCCAGAAUCAGUGAAGAGACUUGACACUUGCCCAAAAAAAAUACAAGAAAAAUAAAAAAUGGGAUAUAUAGGAGCACAUGGAGUAGCAGCGUUGCACAGAUACAAAUACAGUGGGGUUGACCAUUCUUAUCUUGCCAAAUAUGUAUUACAACCUUUUUGGGGUCGUUUCGUCAAAAUCUUCCCUCUAUGGAUGCCACCAAACAUGAUUACACUUACUGGGUUCAUGUUCUUACUCAUGUCUGCACUGCUUGGAUAUAUAUAUUCACCUCGUUUGGAUUCACCUCCACCAAGAUGGGUUCAUUUUGCACAUGGCUUACUUCUAUUUUUGUAUCAGACUUUUGAUGCUGUCGAUGGGAAGCAAGCUCGACGGACAAAUUCAUCUAGUCCAUUGGGCGAGCUUUUUGACCAUGGCUGUGAUGCACUUGCAUGUGCGCUUGAGGCCAUGGCUUUCGGAAGCACUGCCAUGUGUGGAAGAGAUACUUUCUGGUUCUGGGUAAUUUCAGCUGUUCCAUUUUAUGGAGCAACAUGGGAACACUAUUUUACCAAUACCCUUAUUCUUCCGGUGGUCAAUGGACCUACAGAGGGUCUUAUGCUUAUCUAUGUAGCCCACUUUUUUACAGCCUUAGUCGGUGCUGAAUGGUGGGCUCAGCAUUUUGGGAAUUCUAUCCCCUUCUUGAAUUGGGUGCCACUGAUUAAUGGGAUCACAACUUACAAAGCAGUGUUAUAUAUGAUGAUAGCCUUUGCUGUUAUUCCUACGCUUUACUCCAAUGUGUCGAAUGUCUACAAUGUCGUUCAUGCACGAAAAGGAAGCAUGUUACUGGCUUUGGCAAGGUAAUUCUUAAGAUACGUUCUUAUGCAGGGAUUAUUGUCUCCUUCUGAAAUGAGGAACUAUCCACAUUUAGUUGUACUGGGAACUGGACUUGCGUUUGGGUUCCUUGUGGGAAGGAUGAUUCUGGCUCAUUUGUGUGAUGAACCCAAGGGACUGAAAACUAACAUGUGCAUGUCACUAUUGUAUCUUCCCUUUGCCAUUGCAAAUGCACUUACUGCCAGACUAAAUGAUGGAGUUCCAUUAGUUGAUGAAUGCUGGGUUCUGCUUGGGUACUGUGUAUUUACAGUGGCCCUCUAUCUCCACUUUGCCACAUCUGUUAUUCAUGAAAUUACGGCAGCUUUGGGAAUAUAUUGCUUCAGGAUAACCAGGAAAGAAGCUUGAAAGUUUCUUUAUGCUUAGGUUUGGGUAUGCUCUUCCCUUGUUUGUGACCUAUGUUUUUUCAUAUUGCUGUUACUUUUACGCUCAAGUUUAGAGUUCUAUCUGUUACCAAUAUGUAUUU
Molecule: messenger RNA, 1433 nt
Organism: Pistacia vera
Lineage: Eukaryota; Viridiplantae; Streptophyta; Magnoliopsida; Sapindales; Anacardiaceae
Product: choline/ethanolaminephosphotransferase 1-like
Biological process (GO): phospholipid biosynthetic process
Cellular component (GO): membrane
Molecular function (GO): phosphotransferase activity, for other substituted phosphate groups
Source: RefSeq, a predicted model, not a curated record